This is a messenger RNA of Nezara viridula (southern green stink bug), 1458 nucleotides long. The record is from the annotation of a GenBank genome assembly. NCBI's taxonomy places the organism in Eukaryota, Metazoa, Arthropoda, Insecta, Hemiptera, Pentatomidae.
CUGUGAUUUGUUUUGUAUACAAUCAAGUGUCAAAAUAAAUUGGUUAUCAGAGAAUGAAUUGAAUAUUUAUUUGUUUACGCGAUAUUAAAACUAAUUAUGAUUUAUUAUAAUGUACAUUUAAAAGAUAAAAUACAUUUACACCAUGGAGUAUAGCUAUGAUAGUGAUUACCAAUGCAAAACUCAACAUUAUUCCUUUUCAAUGUUUUUAAAAAACGUUUUAAAUACCAUUGUUAUUUCUGUUGAUCAAAUCGGAGUCGUACCAUGGUGUCUGAUUUGGUGGUUUAUCUGGUUCUUGGUUCAUACAGUUUACAAGAGGCUAUUCUUAUUGUUACUUAGAAAAAUUUCAAUAAAGGAAGAAGAAAGCAAGGAACUAGUUAAGCUUUACUGGAAUAUUGCUUUUACUUCGAUAACUGUGCCUUUUGCAUUGCAAAAUUUAAAACUGACUUAUUCAGAUGUUUUGAAUAGAUUUUACUAUGUUUUGCAAAACAACAUUUCAACUUGGUUUUCGUCAGAUUUAAUACCCUCUAUCCAUAUAAAAUUAUCUUAUGUCAUUUUAUCUGGAUAUUAUUUAAACAAUGUAUGUGGGAUAUGCAUUGAAAAAGGCCUGUAUAGUUUGGAAUUUAUUUUAAAUGAACUCAUAACUUUGUUUUUCAUAUCAACUUUCCCAUUAAGAUGUGUUCAAUUUGGAGUAGCUGUCACUACUUUAGUUAAUUCUGUAGAUUUCUUUUUAUCUAUUUCCAAGCUGUUUUCUUGUUUUUGUGAUAUAGCUCAGACAAAGUAUCUGAGAUUUUUUAUCUACUUAUUUUUAUUGCUUCAUUCAAUCCUAUGGGCUGCUGUAUAUUUCAAUAUAAUUCCGAGGUAUUUCAUGUUUAUAUCUUUGAAAAAAAUGAGAUAUGAAAGUGACAUGAAGCAUUUCUCUUUUUAUUUGCUUCUAAAUGGAUCUCUUCUAUGUCUCUACGCUUUGAUAUUAGCAAAAUCUACUGUUACUUCAAUGGUAAUUCAUUUUAUUAAAAGCCAGCCAACAUUGAUGCGUACAGCACAUGAAUCUAACGGAAGUGUUCAAGGGAUUGGGACACAAGAUGAAAAAACAGAAAGAAUUAGAGCAGAAAAGAAGAAAGAAAACCUUCAAACGUUAUAUCAAACAGUUAAAUGUGCUAUUCGGAUUAAAAGAAAAUUAACGAGGAUAAGGAGCAGGCUAAAUGAAUCUGGCAGUACUGAAACAAAUGAUACAAACCAUCUAAAUAAUGAUUCUGAUGACUUACCUAGUGAACCUCCACCAAAUCAAGUGGAUAAAAAAGAAGAGACAGAAGAGCUGAUCGAGAGAUAAUUGAAUGUUUGAAAAUAGUUGUAAUAAUUAAACAAUGAUUCUAGUCAUGAAUUUGCUUUAGUAUUUACAUUUUUAAGUAUGUUGCAACUUUUUUUUAUUCUGUGAUUUUUUUAUAAUAAAACAAUUAAUAA